AUGAUUAACCCAAACCAGCCAUACGUUAUGCCGAGCUAUAAGACUGCCCACCAGUCUUCACAUAUCCUCCACUAUAUGGCAACCGACAUGUAUUGGGAAAUCGACUCACAAAUAGCGGCCGUUUUGCUGGACAUCGACAACACAUACGAGUCGUGUUUUGCCGGCAAUAUUACAGAUAAACCACCCGUAUCUGGACUUGACUCACAAAUAGCGGCCGUUUUGCUGGACAUCGACAACACAUACGAGUCGUGUUUUGCCGGCAAUAUUACAGAUAAACCGUUUUGCGAUCAAAUAACUGACACACGAAAAGACCCGUAUCUGGACUUUGUAUGCAUUUAUUCAACAUUCACACAAAUUCCCGGCGUAAGCGCCACACAACCCGUUUAUGGCCUAAAAAUCAUUCAAUACAAUCGGAUGACAAACGAGAUCUUUUACAAAAGAAGCCUAGAGUUCCCACAACUGAAGCAAAUGUGUAACAAUGCAUACGAAGUGCCGCUAAAAGAGGCGCAACAUUCUGGAAAUUUGCCCACAAAUGCGAUUUUACUGCCAAUUAGUGGUUAUCUUCGUAUGAAAUACAAUGCAUUCGUGAAGAAUAGUAACGGAACUCAUAUAGAAGUGGAGUACGAGAGGACUGUCAUUAUGUUUGAGAAGUCGGUGACGGAAAAUGUAAUGGUUUUGUCCGACACGUCACACAUUCUGACCGAUGUUUCCGAUUAUUUGAAGACAAUUCACCACAUCAUCCGUUUGCAAGACAUUAACCGUUUGAUCGCAAUCCCAAUGAAAGCCGGCAUUAAUACGAGUUUAUCGCAAGGUUUUUACGAGAAGACGGCCUCCAAAUAUAUUUUUCGCGCAUCCAAAUUACAACUCAAACAUGUUUUCCGAUGUCUCGAAGAGGCCGUGCCUUUCAAUCCACACGUGUUUUGUUCGGUGAAACAAAAGUAUGAUUCAGUUUUCAGUCUGGGAUUUGACUAUUAUUUCAAAAAAGACGACACAUAUCAACCCAUUCAUGGCUUUACAUACAAACCACUCUAUAGUGACGAGUGCUCUACAGAUGACAAAACAUGUAAUUCAUUCUUCCAGAGCUCACCAUUUCAUUAUCAUCUUUGCAUUUAUGGAUUUAAACCGUCGCUGAAUGCGUCCGGAGUUCACUCACAAAUCAAAUCCUAUCGAUACUCAACAACUGGUAUUCAUCCCAAACAAGAAAGCUCACCAUUUCAUUAUCAUCUUUGCAUUUAUGGAUUUAAACCGUCGCUGAAUGCGUCCGGAGUUCACUCACAAAUCAAAUCCUAUCGAUACUCAACAACUGGUAUUCAUCCCAAACAAGAAGACAAUAUGUGUUCGGCAGUGUUUAGGCUCACUGUCGACACGGACUAUACAGUUGUGUCCGCGGUGUCCAACCCGUCCUCUGCAGUGAACGAUCCCUCUUCUGAAAAAUUGAAAGACCUGUUCGCGUGUCCGCACAGAUAUAUCUAUCUUUCAGUCAGUAAUCGUAGAAAAGACACGAGAGAACGUGUCGUCGGAUAUACAGUGGACUACGAUUUUGCCUCAAAAGUGAGAAACGGAUCGGAAACAUAUGAAGUGGUAUUUCACGGCAAAAGUCACCAAAAAUACCAAAUGUUGGGACAAAACAUAUUUGCAAUGUUUUCAAUGAGAAUAGAUUUGGGCGUAAAAUCAUUGCUUCCGAUCACUAAUACCUCUCGAUUUAUAGGUAAGAGCUUUAUUGCCAUUACAUUUGGUUCGGUGUCAACGAUAAUCCCCAGCAAUCAGUCGAUCACAGCUAUUGGCGCUUCCUAUUGGAAGUCUCAGUCAUACCUGUAUUGGCUCACAAACCCUAUGCACUUACGGGCUCUCUAUUAUGUCUCAGACACCAAAUGGAGAUUUUUGUUUCCUUUUGAGCAUAACUUCGAUAUUAAGUAUUGGAAUGAAAGGAAAGCCGUUCUCAACGGAAAAGUCAUCGGAUUUUUCACUCUUGAAUCCGACAAAACGCCAAUGAUUUACGCUCUCAUUGAAGAGUCU
This is a messenger RNA of Medioppia subpectinata, 2016 nucleotides long. The record is from the annotation of a GenBank genome assembly. NCBI's taxonomy places the organism in Eukaryota, Metazoa, Arthropoda, Arachnida, Sarcoptiformes, Oppiidae.